Leptopilina heterotoma is the source of this 2415-nucleotide messenger RNA. It is a transcript of the gene ArfGAP1, whose product is annotated as ADP-ribosylation factor GTPase-activating protein 1. Gene Ontology annotation, cellular component: Golgi membrane. The transcript is spliced from 8 exons. The record is from RefSeq and is a predicted model, not a curated record. Bases 106 to 1383 code for a protein of 425 amino acids. Gene Ontology annotation, biological process: regulation of endocytosis; regulation of ARF protein signal transduction. NCBI's taxonomy places the organism in Eukaryota, Metazoa, Arthropoda, Insecta, Hymenoptera, Figitidae. Gene Ontology annotation, molecular function: GTPase activator activity.
UUUAUAGGUUAACAAAUAUUUAAUGGCGUUGAGUUGAAACAGCUGUGAAAAAAUUAUUUCUUGUGUGUUCUAAAUUAAAGUGAAAAUUGGUAAUAAUAAUUAAUAAUGGCUAGUCCACGAACUCGUCGUGUUUUAGCUGAAUUAAAACCAAGUGAUGAAAAUAAUAGGUGCUUCGAGUGUGGAGCACAUAAUCCUCAAUGGGUUUCUGUCACAUAUGGAAUAUGGAUUUGUCUUGAGUGCUCAGGAAAGCAUCGAGGACUUGGAGUUCAUUUAUCCUUUGUUCGUUCCAUUUCGAUGGAUAGAUGGAAAGACAUUGAAUUAGAAAAAAUGAAAGUCGGAGGUAAUAGAAAAGCACGGGAAUUUUUUGAAGCUCAAUCAGAUUGGGAUGAUUCGAUGACUAUUUCACAGAAAUAUAAUACAAAAGCUGCUGCUCUUUAUAGAGACAAGAUUGCAACAACUGCCAAAGGUGAAGAUUGGAGUCCUUCCACAUCGAGUGCAAAGAAUUUCGUCAGCAGUGCUGUUUACGAGAGUAAAGAAUAUAAUUCUUACCAAAAUGAUCAAGGAGGAGAUUCCUAUGAGAAUUUCAAUACGCCAGCCUUUAAAUCACAAACAGAAUCUUUUUUCGCAAGAAAACAAAAUGAAAAUUCCACUCGUCCGGAAAAUCUUCCACCAAAUCAAGGAGGAAGAUAUGGAGGUUUCGGUUAUCAAAUGGAAGCACCGCCAAAAAGUUCUUCUCAAGAAUUUUUCGACACUGCAGUUUCUUCCCUAGCAAGCGGCUGGUCCGUUUUCUCUUCGUCUGCAUCGAAAAUUGCAACGAGAGCCACGGAAAAUGCUAUUAAAAUUGGAGGAUACGCCACUCAAAAGGUAUCAGAGAUUUCAGAAACUGUAGGGGAUAAGGUACGAGAAGGUACACUAUUGAAUGAUGUUGGUUCUCAAGUUAAUACUUUAGCUGCUAAGGUUGGAGAUCUGGGUAGAAGAGGAUGGGGCGAUAUUGGCGGAACCAAUUCCUCCGAACAGAGUCGCUACAAUUCUCAAGGAAAUUAUCAAAAUUCAAAUAGCUAUGAGGACAAUUUUAACAGAAAUGAUUACUCCAACGAAAAAUCAUCUUUGGUUUCUGAUUCUAAUCUCAAAUCGAGUUCUUCAACGACAAAUACAUCAUCGCACGACUGGAAUUGGGAAUCAAAACCACGAUCAAUGUCGGAAGCAUCAGUGGAAAGUCGAUCGUCAUUAACAACAACAGCAACAACAACAACAACAACUUCAAAACGAAUCAAAGAAAAGCAAACAAAGCAAGAUUCAUUGAUGAGUUUUGAUAAAGAAACUCCAACAACUGGAUAUAAUUCAAAAUUAGAAGACGACGCUUGGGAAAUAUUGAAGGAUUAGUCCUCAUAGUGAAAAAUUAAUUUCCACUCUUCAUGCCUCUUUGUGCUUCAAUAUAUCAAUGAAAGAGAAAGAGAAUAAAACUUGCAAGUGAAACAAUUUGCAUUUAUAUCGUAUUAUAGAGAAGAAAGAAAAAUGUACAUAAAAAUAUUGCUCGACAUCGAUUGUAAAUGAUUUAAUUUUCAAAUGAAAUCUCUAACUAAAUGUUUAAAGAAAAAAAAAACAAAAACAAAAAAGAAGUAAAGGCUGACGUUAAUAUUUGAUGUUGUUAGAUGUGAAAAUAUCUUUAAUGUUGGAAUUUUAAAGUGACAAAUAUUUUAUAAUCGAUAAUAAUUUCCCUUAAUUUUUUCACUCUUUUUUUUUGGGAAAUUUUAUGUUUUUAGCAAAAAUUUCGUUAGGAAAUUUUAUUAUUAUAUAUUCGAUGUAUUGUUUGUUUUUUUAAAUUACUAACGGAAUAUUUAAAUAUUAUAUCAACUACAUUUUAUUGCAGUUGAAAUUAAAAGAAGACAAAUAAAUAUAUAUAUAUUAUAAAUAUUGAAUGAUUUAUAAGUAAUGCUUGAUAAUGAAGUAUUAAAAUUUAAAUUAGAUAGAGAAGUAAAGAAUGGUGUAGUGCAUUAGUAUAAAUUUAAUUCGUAAAUAUUAUAUAGAUGUAAGUAGAUAAAAAAUGUGUGAGUGACUGUUUUCUAUUAGAAACAAAUUAAUUCGUAAACAAACAAAAAAAAAUGAGAAAUUUUUGACAUUAGCGAAUAUUCGUUUCAUUCAUGCAGAUUUUUUUAUUUCUGUAUUAUUAUCAUUAAGAAUUUAAUUCAAAAUACUCCAUAUGUAACUCGAUAUAUACAAUUUUGACAAUAGUUUCACGAGUUUAAUCAAGGUUUUAAAUAAUUGAACAUUUAAAACUUUAUUGUAUAAAAUUAUUCUUAAUAUAAUUCCAGAAAGUUUUGUAUUUAUACAGUGCAUUCCACAUAUAAUUUUUUAAAAUUUAUUCUGUAAAGAAACAGAGGAAGAGGCACAAAAUAAAUGUCAAGUACUACAGAA